Molecule: messenger RNA, 624 nt
Organism: Oryza brachyantha (malo sina)
Lineage: Eukaryota; Viridiplantae; Streptophyta; Magnoliopsida; Poales; Poaceae
Exons: 1
Coding region: 1-624 (207 amino acids)
Cellular component (GO): plasma membrane
Source: RefSeq, a predicted model, not a curated record
AUGUCGGAGUCCGGUGACGCGGCGCCGGGCCGGAACCACGGCCGGCGCCGGCGCAUCCUCAUCUGGGUCGGCUUCGCCGUGCUCGUUCUGCUGCUCGUCGCCGCGGCGACCGCCAUCGCAGCGCUCGCCGUGCUCCGGCCACGCGACCCGACCACGGAGCUGCUCUCCGUGAACGCCACGGGCGCCACCCCGCGCGUGGUGGCGCUGCCCGCCGUCUCCGUCCAGCUCAACGUCACCUUCCUCCUCGUCGUCCGCGUGCGCAACCCGAACCCGGCGGAGUUCCGCCACGGCGCCGCCUCGACGUCUCUCCUCUACCGCGGCGCGGAGGUCGGCGCCGCCGAGGUCCCCGCCGGGACGGUGCCGAGCCGCGGCGCGGCGACGCUGAGGCUGAACAUGACGGUGCAGGCGGACCGCUUCGUGGCGGCGGCCGGGAUCGGAGGCCUCCUCGGGGACGUGCUCGCCGGCGAGAUGGAGUUCGAGGCGAGGACGGAGGUGCGUGGGCGGGUCAAGCUGCUCGGCGUCGUGAGGCGGAGCGCCGUGGCGAGGUCGCUGUGCCGCGUCGUGAUCGGCGUCGCCGACGUGAAGGUCCGGCGCCAAGAGUGCCACAACGAGUCCAAGCUGUGA